CCUAUGCAAACACCGGUCGGCAACAUCGCACGCUAGAUCUCAUCUGGUCUUUCUGGAGCAGAAAAUGCAGCAAUGGCCGUCUCGUGCCGGCGUGGACUGCCAUGUGCGGCCUGCCACCGCCGCCCUCGCGCCUCUGGCCCGGAGCCAUCGACGUCUGCCAAACGACUAAACGCGAUACGCAUGGCAGCCGACUAGAAGACCCAUACGCAAUCUUCUCUUGUGGCUGUACAAGACUUUGAUGUUUAUGCGGCUGCCUGGCCGUAUCUGUUUCGCUACCAUCUUCUGUCGGCAAGAGCAUUCGAGACAUAAGAGUGAAGCAAUCCCGGGGCCAUGAUUGCAUUCACCAGUCAGGCUCUACAACUCCCAGCUUCUUUCUUUCAUCGCGGCUUCGGGUCUGCCUACACAGCUACCGUGCUUUUUCCAUCAGAGAACUAAGAAAGCCACGAGGACCAUUUGAACCGACCAACAUUCGACCACCGACGCCAUGUCUUCAGACACUCAUCCCGCUCUGGAUGACCCGAACUACUUCGUCUUCUACCGCUACCAUCCGAGCCUAGCUGCGGCCAUCAUCUUCGCUAUCGUUUUCAGCAUCACAGUUGGCCUGCACGUUGUGCAAUGCAUCCGGUCGCGAACAUGGUAUCUCAUACCUUUCCUCAUCGGAGGUUUCUGUGAGAUCGUUGGCUAUAUCGGUCGAGCAAUCUCAUCACAGGACCAGUGGGCUCUUGGACCAUACAUCAUGCAGACGAUGACCUUACUGAUCGCACCGGCCUUCUGCGCUGCAUCCAUCUACAUGACACUCGGACGGAUCAUCCUCGCCACAAACGGAGAGCGCUUCUCGAUCGUCCGCAAGCAAUGGCUGACGAAAAUCUUCGUGACCGGCGACGUCAUUGCCAUCAUCGGACAGGGAGCCGGCGGUGGAAUCAUGUCCAGCGGCACGCUCUCCGCCAUGGAGACCGGCGAAAAGAUCGUUGUGGCUGGACUCUUCGUGCAGAUAUUUUUCUUUGGCUUCUUCAUGGUUGCCAGCAGCACAUUCUACUGGCGCAUGAACAAGGUCUCGACCACGAGCAGUUACAAUACCGGCCUACCGUGGAAGAGACACUGCUGGGCGCUGCUCGGAGUCAGCCUGGCCAUCUUCGUCAGAUCCGUCUUUCGAGUGAUCGAAUAUUUGCAGGGCAAUAACGGCUACCUGCUGAGAUACGAGGUCUACCUGUACGUCUUCGACGCAUGCCUGAUGCUGUUCGUUUUCGCAUUGUACAACGGGAUCCAUCCAAGCGAGAUCACCAGCAGUAUCGCCGAUUCGCACAAGCACGGACAUCAUCUUCUCAACCGCCAAUCAGUCUAGAGGUCAAGCUGUCUUCGCGUUGUACAAUGCGAUCCAUCCCAGCGAGAUCACUAGCAGGAUUUCCCGAUUCGGAUCAGACAGGACUCCCGCUGCUCAAUCGCCAACCAGUCUAGAGUUCCAACUCGCAUUGUUUCCGGCUUUGAAGACGAUCACAGAACUUCAUAGAUUAUAGAAAAUGUUCCAGGCUUUUCAUCACUUGUCGCAUGCGUCAUCUCUACAUUCGUCUUCAUCCCACGGCGAGAAAGCAAUUUGAAUCUUCG
Messenger RNA from Cercospora beticola, 1602 nucleotides. RefSeq names its product RTA1 domain-containing protein. NCBI's taxonomy places the organism in Eukaryota, Fungi, Ascomycota, Dothideomycetes, Mycosphaerellales, Mycosphaerellaceae. Gene Ontology annotation, cellular component: membrane. The record is from RefSeq and is a predicted model, not a curated record.